Molecule: messenger RNA, 4785 nt
Organism: Poeciliopsis prolifica (blackstripe livebearer)
Lineage: Eukaryota; Metazoa; Chordata; Actinopteri; Cyprinodontiformes; Poeciliidae
Gene: bcas3
Product: BCAS3 microtubule associated cell migration factor
Exons: 24
Coding region: 147-2681 (844 amino acids)
Biological process (GO): response to starvation; autophagy
Cellular component (GO): cytoplasm
Molecular function (GO): protein binding
Source: RefSeq, a predicted model, not a curated record
GUGUUUUGACUGUUUACUGUGGAGCUCCUCUCUUCUCCUGUUCAGCUCUAGUCCGAGCUGAAAGAGGCGGACAGUCAGCGUUUCCCGCUCCGGUUAGUAGCUGCAGUGGCCUGGCAGUACAGGUAUAAAGAAGAAGCAGGAGAAGGAUGGCGUCUGACUCUCCCCGCAGACCGAGCCGCUGUGCCGGGGGAGUUUUGGUCCGAGCUCAAGCUGCUACGGAGCAGUCGUACAUGGAAAGUGUUGUCACCUUCCUGCAGGAUGUGGUCCCUCAGGCAUAUACUGGAGCUCCACCUACUGAUGAGAAAGAAAAAAUCAUUUGGGUUCGAUUUGAGAAAGCGGACGUUAACGACACAGCUCGUAACCCAGAGUUUUUGGAGAUGCACAGUGGCACCUCAGACCCGCCCCUCUGCCUCAUGAUUGGCUACACUGAUGGCAUGCAGAUCUGGAGCAUAUCUUUGGCAGGAGAAGCCCAGGAACUGUUCUCGGUGCGUCAUGGACCUGUUCGAGCUGCUCGGAUUCUUCCUGCUCCUCACAUCAGUCCUCUGAAAGCAGACGGCUUUGCUGAGAAGAGGCCAUUGCUGGGGGUCUGCAAGAGCGCAGGCUCUUCAGGGACCAGCCCACCUUAUUGUUGUGCUGACUUGUAUUCUUUACGGACAGGCGAAAUGGUUAAAUCCAUUCAGUUCAAGACACCGAUCUAUGAGCUCCACUGCAACAAACAUAUUCUUGUGGUGAGCCUUCAAGAGAAAAUUGCAGCCUUUGACAGCUGCACCUUCACCAAGAAGUUCUUCGUUACAAGCUGCUAUCCGUGCCCGGGGCCCUGCCUCAAUCCAAUAGCUCUGGGAAGCCGCUGGCUCGCCUACGCUGAGAACAAGUUAAUAAGAUGUCACCAGUCUCAUGGAGGAGUCUGUGGUGACAACGCACAGUCCUACACAGCUACAGUGAUCAAUGCUGCUAAAACUUUGAAAACAGGCCUAACAAUGGUGGGCAAAGUUGUGACCCAGCUGGCAGGCACCCUACCGGCAGUCACACCCGACGAAGAGGGGACCCCUCACAGUGCGAGUCACCGCAGCCCCCAUAGUCCUGGUGUGAUCACCAUCAUUGACACAGACAAUGUUGGCGAAGGACAGGUCCUGGUGAGUGAGGACUCGGACGGAGAGGGAGUGGUGGCUCACUUUCCAGCCCAUGACAAACCCAUAUCCUGCAUGCAAUUCAACCCUAGUGGAAUGCUCCUGGUGACAGCCGACACGCUGGGCCAUGACUUCCAUGUCUUCAAGAUCCUCACCCAUCCUUGGGCUUCCUCUCAGAGUGCUGUUCACCAUCUCUAUACCCUGCAUCGGGGGGAGACCGAGGCCAAGGUCCAAGACAUGUGCUUUAGUCAGGACAGUCGCUGGGUAGCCAUCAGCACACUUCGAGGCACCAGCCACGUGUUUCCAAUCAACCCUUAUGGUGGCGCACCCUGUGCCCGGACCCACAUGUCCCCGCGGGUGGUGAACCGGAUGUCACGCUUCCAAAAAAGCGCCGGCCUGGAGGAGAUCGAGCAAGAGCUGAACAGGGCGGCUGCUGUUGGUGGAGGAGGAGCUGGAGGCAUGGGAGGAAGCAGCUGCAUUCUGGGUGGAGGAGGUGGCAUGGCCGGCCGCUGCAGUCCCAUACCUGGCAUGUCCAGCAGCCCCUCUGGGUCUCCACUGCAUGCCAAGCUGAGCAACCAGGAUUCAUACAACAACUUCACCAACAACAACAUGGGGAAUCCUCGGCUCACGCCGCUGCCCAGCCUCACCGUGGUGCUGCCUCUGGCUCAGAUCAAGCAGCCCAUGACUCUGGGCACCAUCACCAAGCGCACAGGACCUUACCUCUUUGGGGCGGGAUGUUUUGCCAUUAAAACUCCAUGCAAAGCUAAACCACCACCCCAGAUCUCUCCGAGCAAAUCCAAUGGAGGAGAGUUUUGCGUUGCUGCCAUCUUUGCCUCGUCCCGCUCCUGGUUCCUCACAAAUCCAAACAUAAAGAGAGAGAAAGAUCAGUCCCGGCAGUCAGUUGUGGACUCACUGUACAUAAUCAGUUGCUAUGGUAAUGUGGUGGAGCAUGUCCUGGAGCCUCGGCCAAUUAGCACUGCACAAAAGAUUAGCGACGAGACUCCGCUGGAGCUGAACACAUCUCCCAGAGCAUGCUGGACCUUAGCCAGGACUCCGCAGUGGAACGAGUUGCAGCCACCUUUCAGCUCCAACCACCCGUUGGUGCUAGCCUCGGAUCUGGUUCAGUACUACCAGUAUCUUCUCGCUGGGAUUCCUCCCAGCAGCCCGGGUCCAAUCACACGUCAUGAGUCAUCCGACAGCUUGGCAUCAGACCACAGUGGCCAAGACGAUGAAGAAUGGCUCUCUCAGGUGGAGAUAGUGACCCAUACUGGCCCCCACCGUCGCCUGUGGAUGGGCCCCCAGUUCCAGUUCAAGACGAUUCACCCUUCAGGUCAGACCACAGUCAUCUCCUCAUCAUCCUCAGUGCUCCAGUCCCACGGCCCCUCCGAUGUACAGCAGCCCCUUUUGGACUUUGACACAGAUGACCUGGAUCUACGCAGCCUUCGAAUCCAGCCUGUACGCUCUGAGCCAGUCAGCAUGCCCGGUUCAUCUCGGGUGCUGACCGACCGCAGAGGUCAAACCAACAUCAUGGAUGCCGGCUCAGGUUAUUCCUAAAAACAGAAGCUCCCUGCUCUACCAAAACCAUUUCAGUUAAUUUUUAUUCUUAUGUUUAUACAUCUUCCAAGCAUACAUCAUUACCUAUGCAUUUCCAUCAACCCACCCUGUCUCCCUCACUGCCCAGCCAUUGUUUUCUCAUUAGUGUGUGUGAGAAGAGGCCAGGCGGUUGGAGGAGGAGGAGGAGAAGAACAUGACCAGCUUACGACUUGUUUGUCUCUGUUUGUCUGUCUGACAUUUUUCUGCAGGUAUGACCCUAAAAUUAGUACUUAAAAAAAAGAAAAAAAAAACUUGUCUUUUCUUAAAACAAAAAUAGAAGAAAACAUAUUUUUUACUUCCAUCUGAUAGUAAACUAACUACUUUAAUUUCUGCUUUAUUUUAACAAAUGGAAGGUUUCAGGUUCUUUCAACCAAAAUGGCCUCUUCCUGAGAAACUCAUCAGCCUUUAACAGAACAGUGGACUGAGCUGUCUCUUGUCUUGCAGCACAGUUUUUGUUGUUGUUUUUUUGCUUUGAACAAAUAUUUGCUUUGUAGGCAGAUGAUACAGCAUGCAUCCUGAUUCCAGCUCAAGAUGAGAUGGAAUAAAUGAGCACAGGAUGGAGGAAAACAUGUUUAAAUGUGUUUAAAGGCGGAGGCAGUUCGAUUUCCCUAAUAUAUUUGAUUUGUGAUUUUCAAACUUUUACAAAACCUCGCUUGAAAAAGAAGUGGGAUAUCAAAUUCAAGUUAGAGUUUAUGAACAGGUACUCUCACUCUGAUUUCUUAUUGCACAUUCUUAACAUUCUGAUCAAUUAGCUUUUUUUAAAAUGUUUUUUUUAAUUAUUAUUUCUCACUAAUCCAUCAUGUCUGAGCAGUAACAGACUGGCACAAUAGCAGUCUUUGGUCUUUAUAGGAACUUUAGGAGAAUUUCUUAAACCUCCUGUCUAAUAGCAGGAGGUUUUAUUGUGAUAGAAUGUCAGUGAUAAGGAGAUACAAUCCUCUGGAACUGUGGGAUGCUUCAGAAGAAAAUAUGUAGAUUUUAAUGGUAGUUUCUUCAGUCAGAAACUACCAUCAGGAUAUAUUUUUAAUUUGUUCAGAAAUUAAAACAUAGUUUGUAUAUCUUUAAAUCCUUUUGAGGGAAAUAAAAAACUAACAUAAUUUGUAUCAUAGUUUUGCAAUAUGGAAUCCUUUUGGUGCAUCUGCAGUGUCAACCACAAACACAAUUUUGCCUUUUAUAGAUAUACCAACUGCAAAAUAUAGAUAUACCAACUGCAAAAUAUAAAUAUACCAACUGCAAAAUAUUUCUGGAGACAGUUCGUCUCAAGUAACAAAAAUGAGUGUGACAGAGACUUAACCUAAAUGUCCCGUUUACUCUUAUUAGACUAAUUUUGACUUUAAAAUGUGAACUUGAUUGUUUUGAGACUAUAAUUUAAAAAAUGAUAACAAAUGUAAUGACUCUUUUCCUUUAAAUUUGUAAGGCAUUUUUCUCCUGCUUUUUUGUGUGAAGGUAGGACAUUGUUGGAAACAGCAUAUCAUUUCCUAAAUGUGUGGUUUUGUAAUUCAGCUAAAUAUUUCAGUUCCACUGUCUGAGCCAGCUCUCAGGUUCAAUCCCAGCUACACAGGUUAGCAUACAGUGAUGUUCUGCCCAUGUACUGAUCCAGUAAUGUAUACCUAUGUACUCACUGGUUAACUGUGUAUAGUUGCCAUAAUGUGUGUAUGUAUAAAAUGAAGUACACUUGUAAAUAUUGAAUGGUUGUUUAUUUGUAUGGUCUUGUGUUUGAUUGAUUAGUAAACACUGAAGGUGUACAUACUCUAUACAUGUUUGAGCUGAACUUUGGAAUUUUGUUUUGCUUUGAUUUGAAGCAUGUGACUGCAUGCACCCAGCACACGUCUUCAGUUGUACAUACUGGAGCAUCAUGUUGAGCCUGUGUAGUGUGUAUGUGGGGGGACAAAGGACAGUUUCAGAUUAUGUAAGCGUCUGAGUUAACUGUUCAAAACAGGGUAGGUGUGUGCGGGUGUGUGUGCGUGUGUAAUUAGUACUAGAUAUAUAGAUGAUUGAGGAUUAUUUGUGUUCCCUUGGUUAAGAUGAAUAAAUAAAAACUGAUGUAAUGGAUAUAUACUGAAAGGUU